Messenger RNA from Hipposideros armiger (great roundleaf bat), 303 nucleotides. It is a transcript of the gene TMEM114, whose product is annotated as transmembrane protein 114. NCBI's taxonomy places the organism in Eukaryota, Metazoa, Chordata, Mammalia, Chiroptera, Hipposideridae. The transcript has 2 exons. The annotation marks the transcript as partial. Gene Ontology annotation, cellular component: apical plasma membrane. The record is from RefSeq and is a predicted model, not a curated record.
AUGCGGGUGUCUCUGAGCGCGCUGGCGGGCGCGGCGGCGCUGGCCGGGGCGCUCAGCUUCGUGCUCCUGGCGGUCGCCAUCGGCACGGACUUCUGGUACAUCAUCGACACGGAGCGGCUGGAACGCGGCGGCCUGGGGGCGCAGGACAGCGUGGGGGGCGCCAAUCGCAGCGAGCUCGAGCCUCUGAGCUCGCACUCGGGCCUCUGGCGCACCUGCCGGGCCAUGCACGGGACCUUUGUGAUUCUGCUGCCGUUCAGCCUGAUCCUGAUGGUGUUUGGGGGGAUGACAGGGUUUCUGAGCUUC